UGCGCAAGCACGACCGCCUCGGCGCGCCCGGGUUGGCUGCCCCGGCGGCCUCCUCGGCAGUCAUGGCUCCUCGGAUGUGAUAGUUUCCCCCGCCCCCUCGCGUAGGACGCGGCGGCGGGGCGGCGGUGGGAAGCCUAACUUUAUUGUUCCCCCGGCCCGUCUCCCGGCGCGUCCUCAGGAUGCUCGGGAGCUGAGCGCCGGGGGUGGCGGAGGGUCGCGGUCCGUCCGGGCCCUCGCCUCGGAGCGCAGGGCCAAGGGAGGGAGUCACGAUGUCUGGUAGCCGCCAGGCCGGCUCGGGUUCCGCUGGAACGAGCCCCGGCUCCUCGGCCGCCUCCUCGGUGACUUCCGCCUCCUCGUCCUUAUCCUCGUCUCCGUCGCCGCCGUCCGUGGCGGCCUCGGCGGCGACGCUGGUGUCCGGCGGCGUGGCUCCGGCCGCGGGCUCCGGCGGCCUCGGCGGCCCGGGGCGGCCUGUGCUGGUGGCGGCCGCGGUGUCUGGCAGCGCGAGCGCCGGCGGGGCGGUGUCCGCAGGCCAGUCCCGGCUCAGCUGUGCGGCCAGGCCCAGCGCCGGCGUUGGAGGGAGCAGCUCCAGCCUCGGCAGUAGCAGUAGGAAGCGACCUCUGCUCGUCCCGCUUUGCAACGGGCUCCUCAACUCCUACGAGGACAAAAGCAACGACUUCGUCUGUCCCAUCUGCUUUGAUAUGAUCGAGGAGGCAUACAUGACAAAAUGUGGCCACAGCUUUUGCUACAAGUGUAUUCAUCAGAGUUUGGAGGACAAUAAUAGAUGUCCCAAGUGUAAUUAUGUUGUGGACAAUAUUGACCAUCUCUAUCCUAAUUUCUUGGUGAAUGAACUCAUUCUCAAACAGAAGCAAAGAUUUGAGGAAAAGAGGUUCAAGUUGGACCACUCAGUGAGUAGCACCAAUGGGCAUAGGUGGCAAAUAUUUCAAGAUCUACUAGGAACUGAUCAAGAUAACCUUGAUUUGGCCAAUGUCAACCUCAUGUUGGAAUUAUUAGUGCAGAAGAAGAAACAACUGGAAGCAGUAAGUAGUGCCAAAACGUAAAAGAUACUUUUUAAAUGGUUGUGAGCUGCUAGAAAUCAAACCCAUCAAUUGGAGCAGAUCCAGAAGGAACUAAGUGUUUUGGAAGAGGAUAUUAAAAGAGUGGAAGAAAUGAGUGGCCUGUACUCUCCUGUCAGUGAAGAUAGCACAGUGCCUCAAUUUGAAGCUCCUUCUCCAUCACACAGUAGCAUUAUUGAUUCUACAGAAUACAGCCAACCUCCAGGUUUCAGUGGGACCUCUCAGACAAAGAAACAGCCUUGGUAUAACAGCACAUUAGCAUCAAGACGAAAGCGACUCACUGCUCAUUUUGAAGACUUAGAGCAGUGUUAUUUUUCUACAAGGAUGUCUCGUAUCUCAGAUGACAGUAGAACUGCAAGCCAGUUAGAUGAAUUUCAAGAAUGCUUGUCCAAGUUUACUCGAUACAACUCAGUAAGACCGUUGGCCACAUUGUCUUAUGCUAGUGAUCUCUAUAAUGGUUCCAGCAUAGUUUCUAGUAUUGAGUUUGACCGAGAUUGUGACUAUUUUGCAAUUGCUGGAGUUACAAAGAAGAUUAAAGUCUAUGAAUAUGGCACAGUCAUCCAGGAUGCAGUGGAUAUUCAUUACCCUGAGAAUGAAAUGACCUGCAAUUCCAAAAUCAGCUGUAUCAGUUGGAGUAGUUACCAUAAGAACCUGCUAGCCAGCAGUGAUUAUGAAGGCACUGUUAUACUAUGGGAUGGAUUCACAGGACAGAGGUCAAAGGUCUAUCAGGAACAUGAAAAAAGGUGUUGGAGUGUUGACUUUAAUCUGAUGGAUCCUAAACUUCUGGCUUCAGGUUCUGAUGAUGCAAAAGUGAAGCUGUGGUCUACCAAUUUAGACAAUUCUGUGGCGAGCAUUGAGGCAAAGGCUAACGUGUGCUGUGUGAAGUUCAGCCCCUCCUCCAGGUACCAUCUGGCUUUCGGCUGUGCAGAUCACUGUGUCCACUACUACGACCUUCGUAACACUAAACAGCCAAUAAUGGUAUUCAAGGGACACCGAAAAGCAGUGUCUUAUGCCAAGUUUGUGAGUGGUGAAGAAAUUGUCUCUGCCUCAACAGACAGCCAACUAAAGCUGUGGAAUGUGGGAAAACCAUACUGUCUACGUUCCUUCAAGGGUCAUAUUAAUGAAAAAAACUUUGUAGGCCUUGCUUCCAAUGGAGAUUAUAUAGCUUGUGGAAGUGAGAACAACUCCCUCUACCUGUAUUAUAAAGGACUUUCUAAAACUUUGCUAACUUUUAAGUUUGAUACAGUUAAGAGUGUAUUAGACAAAGAUCGGAAAGAAGAUGACACGAAUGAAUUUGUCAGUGCUGUGUGUUGGCGGGCACUAUCAGACGGGGAGUCCAAUGUGCUGAUUGCUGCUAACAGCCAGGGUACAAUUAAGGUGCUAGAAUUGGUAUAAAGAGUUUCCUGAAGUCAAACUGUGUUUGAUCCUCCCAAAAGCCAUCUGCAGCUGAUGAUGAGAAGAAAAAGAAAUGGCAUGUAAUGUCUCUCCCAACAUCAUUUGGAUUUGUUUUAAGUACCUUUUCCCUCCUUUAUGCCUUUGGGACAUUGGGAAUAUCCAGAGAAUUCGCCGCCAUCAGUGUAACUAUGAACUUUGCUGUUGGCAGUGUGGCUAAUUUUUGUGAUAGGGAAACAAAUUCUUUUAAAUAAAAAUAAAUAACAACAACAAAAAGUUUAUUGAGCCACAGCUGAACUGGGAACACCUUUUUGUUAGAUGGGGUGAGAGUCUUUUGAAGAAGUUGCACUUAUGGGGGUUAUACAGAAUGUUCUGGCUGGAGCUGGAGAGAGGCUCAGAGAAUAAGAGCACUGGCUGCUCCUACAGAGGAUCUGGGUUCAGUCCCCAGCACCUACCUACGUAGCAGCCGCUUAUGAUUCCAGUAGGAGAUCUGACGUCCUCUUCUGGCUCUUUAAGCACCAGGCAUGCAUGUGGUGCACAUUCAAAGAUCCAGAUACAACGCUCACACAUAAAAAAUGAAAAUAAAUCUUAUUUUAAAAGGAAGAAAAAUGUACUGGUGAGUAAUUUUAUUGUUGUGUUUCUCAACCCAUUUGGAAUAUCAACAUAAACAAAUGAUAAAAUGUGUCGAUUCCUUCCAGGGAACUUAAUGUUUACAAUUUAAAAAAUAAAAUAAAGAAUUCCUUUUUCUAUCCCCUGAUUAGAUAGUCACCAUCAGACCUUAUCUGGUCAGAGAUCUAAGAGUUUGACUUAAUGAGAUCAAGUCAACAGGGAAGGACUUUCCUUACAACUGCUGGUUCUCUUUUGCACCAAUAAUCCCUCAAUUAUACUGGCCAAGACUGAUCUCUGACUUAGAACAAGGUCAACCAACCUUUUCAUAAAAGAACAUAUAGGAAAUACUUCAGGCGUCGCUGGCCAGGUGGUCUCUGUUAUAACUGUUAGGGAACUAAUGUUAGCUCUGCCAAUGUAUCAGGGAAGUAGCUACUAUAGUUAGUGGACAAAUGGGCAUGGCUAGAAAAUAGGUAGAAUUUCAAACUAUCUGCAGCUCGUUAUCUGCAAUGCCCUGAUUUAAACUUGUAUGCUCUGGUACCUAUCCCAAGUUUCCAAACCAUGUGACCUCUUAAAUUGUCUAGUUAAUAUAUAAAUCAUUUUUACAUUGCAGGGCAUUGGGUCACGCAAAAGUAAUGUGGAUAAUACAUUUCAGCAAAUGGUUCAAGUGAAAUUCUCCACACAUUUCAUAAAACAUCUUCACAAAGGAUUGUUGGAUACAGAUAUCAGAUAUGCAUGAUCCACUAUCCAGUGGAUCCCUCAGCUAAAUGUUACUGAUACCUAAGUAAGCUCACAUUUUUUUUGGACUUAAAUUAUUGAAGCCAAUUGUCUUUUGAGGCUUUAAACUCUUUCGACUACCAGAAAGUCAUAUAACACAUAUAACUAUAUUAACAGAAAUCCCAACAGAACUAAAGCAAUAGUACAUGCCCAACAUAGACUUCUGCUGCAAAGCAUGCAUAGUUCGUGAGGCUGCUUAGAAAAGAGGAAACUUAGGACAGAGGAAAAGUAAUUAGACAAUAGUUUGUGUAAGGUUUUAUCAUCCAACUUGAGUGAAACUUAUUAGUUUUCCUCAAACUUGAGUGAAAUUUCGUAGUUUUCAUAGCUUCAAAAGAAUUUCAUCUUUCAUAACUUCUUACAUUUAAAACUUGCUAAACUCAAUGGCCUCAAGUCUGAGAGAAAAGGCUCGAGAAAUGGCUCAGCAGUCAAGAGUCCUGCUGCUCUUGGAGAGAACCCAAGUUUGCUUCCUAGGACCCACAGAUGACCUCACAACUACUUCAAACCCCAGUUCCAAAGAAUCUGACACCCUUUUUUAACAUCCAGGGGCCCAAGGCAUGGAUGUGGUACACAGACAUAUGUGCAGGAGAAACACCCAUACAUAUAAACAAAUCCUUAAAAAAAUCAGAAGUUACCAUCUGUCACCAGUGAAUGUUAAAAUUAGUAAAUGUCCAUUUGUGAAGAUGUAGGAAGUAUACUCUAACAGAGGUGCUGGUGCUAGGGAUGAGUGCCCCAAACAUCUUCAAAAUAGGAAGCAGUUAGUGCCACCUUGAAUGCCUUUAAAUAGAAGUGAUGUUUUUGCUCAUUUAUAUUGUUUUUCCAUGCCUACACUUUUAAUCUCAAGCUCUCCAUAUUAUAUGAGUCGAUCAUGUUAGUUUCCAUGUUUAGAAAAUAUAGAACUGUUUGGUUAUCAAAGGGAUAUGACUUUUUAGAAAUAAAUUAUUUUAAGAUAGUACUUUUUUUUUUUUUUUAAGAAAGUUUACCAUGUAGCACAAACCAAACUCAGUUUUACUCUGUAGUCACAAGUAGCCCUGAGCUUCUGAUCAUCCUGUCUCCCCACCCCUGGGGCUGCUGGGAUAUAAUCAUGUGUCAUCCCUCCCAGUUUUAAGUGGUGCUAAAGUGCUAGGGAAUGAAACCUAGGGCUCUGUGCAUGCUACAUCUGUAACCCCUUAGUUAGAUUUCUUUUUUCCUUUUUCUUGAAAAUCAUAACUUUCUAAAGUUGACUUAGUCUCUGCAGGACAUUGAGAUCAAAUUAAUAAUGUUAUUCCUUGUAAAAAUAUAAUACUUAAAUUAAGUUUUACCUUAAUCUUCAUUUCAGGGGUUUUGUAGGGUUUCUUACACAACUUGUCUUUAUUCCCAUUCGUCGACUAAUGUGAAUAAAAAAUUAAAGUUUGCAUUACUUUGUAGAAUUAUUGUAAAUUGACCUGAUAUUAAAAACAAAUUAAGAAACCAAAGCUAGAUAUGGUGGCAUACUUCUGUCAUCUUGGUGCUUGGGAGGUAAGAGGCAGGAAGGUCAUGAAUUCAGGAUCAUUCUCAACAGCAGAGUGCAGUCUAGGCCACCUGCACUACCUGAAAUGAAAUAUGGAACCGAGCUACAACUUUUAGAAAGAUUUCUCUUUCUGUACUGCAAAGAAGAAAGAACACAGGAUGAGUUUGAACAGAGGAGCCCAAUACAGUGGCACUUUUAGCACAUGAUUAAGAAUUUGGAUUUUUAUAAAGCAGAAUGGUGGGAUCUGAUCAUGGGAAAAUAGUUGGAAGUUAAUAGGAGCUUGGGUCAAAGAUAAUGUUAGCCACCCCAAAUCCUGCAUCAUCUAUUGGCAUUCACCACAGUCUUUACUAAGAGAACUUACCCUAGGGAGUUUAUUUUUCAGCGAUUGUAUUAUCCUCAGCAAGCUUAAGUUACUUGAAAACAUCAUGGCCACAGUGCUUAUGAACGUGUAGCUAAGCAAAUGUAGAAGACAUCUAGCCCUA
Molecule: messenger RNA, 5816 nt
Organism: Mus caroli (Ryukyu mouse)
Lineage: Eukaryota; Metazoa; Chordata; Mammalia; Rodentia; Muridae
Source: RefSeq, a predicted model, not a curated record